AUGGGGCUUUACGGAAGCAAAUCAGAAACAGCAAAAGCAGGAGAAAAGUCCAAGGAAGGAUGGGAGAGUUUUACGAAAUUACAGCUAACACAAGAGUUGAAUAUUAGUGAAAAUAAUUCGGUUAAAAAAGUUUCUGUGUAUUGUGAUCUCUGUUACCCGCAACUUGACUUUGUUGAAGCUGUUAGAUUUUGUCAAACAUGCAACAGAUAUCUCUGUAAAAUAUGCUACGAUUGCCAUAAACAUUCUUCCAUUAGAACAGAUAAAGAAACUUGUUUGGCAGUCGAAAUCAUUGCGCCUGAGUGUUUGAAAGAAAUAGAUCCAAGAGGAAAGGAAGAUGAAGAAAAUUGUUGGAUUUCUGGAAUGGCUCUGCUGUCAACAGGUGACCUUGUUGUUGUUGAUGGCGGUAAUCGUGCGGUGAAAAUGAUAAGGGUCAUUGACUCUGAAAUACUAUCUGAACUUAAAUUACCUUCGGAGCCUUUUGACAGCGCUGUUGUCACAAAGUAUGAAAUAGGUGUCACAUUACCGGAACAACAGCAGAUUCAGUAUUUAGGAAUAUUAAACGGUUUAUCAAAGACCCGUCGAAUGAGAGUCGAUGGUCAUUGCUUUGGAAUUUCGCACAAAAAUAGCCUAACUGUGAUCACAUUCCUUUGUCCAGAGAAAGUAGAAAUUAUUUCUAACGACGGAAAAAUCCUGAAGAGAAUUGAAACAGAUUUCAAAGGGAAUGAGCUAUUUUCAGCACCAUAUUAUGUUGUAUUUUGCCAUGAAAGGAAGCAUGUGUAUGUAUCAGACCAUAGGAAGGACGCCGUGAUAAAACUGUCAAUCGAAGGUGAGAUUAUUGCAACAUACAGAGCAGGAGAUCUGGAUCGUCCAGAGGCACUUGUUGUACGAGAAGACGGAAGUGUUGUUGUUGCUAGUAGGGACACUAACUGUUUGCACAUCAUAUCCUCGAGGUUUAAUAAAAUAAAAAUAUUGAAAGGAGAAGAGAGUAAAUUAGAGCGGCCGUGGUCACUUUGCUACUCCGCGGAGAACAAACUGCUUUAUGUUGGAAAUAAUGAUGGUAAAUCUAUAAAUGUUUACGCUUAA
Mercenaria mercenaria is the source of this 1083-nucleotide messenger RNA. RefSeq lists its product as uncharacterized. The record is from RefSeq and is a predicted model, not a curated record. The transcript has a single exon. Bases 1 to 1083 code for a protein of 360 amino acids. Gene Ontology annotation, molecular function: zinc ion binding. NCBI's taxonomy places the organism in Eukaryota, Metazoa, Mollusca, Bivalvia, Venerida, Veneridae.